Schistosoma turkestanicum is the source of this 2106-nucleotide messenger RNA. Lineage: Eukaryota; Metazoa; Platyhelminthes; Trematoda; Strigeidida; Schistosomatidae. The record is from the annotation of a GenBank genome assembly.
CUAAAACAAAUUAUACACUUUACACAGAGAAAAAUAAUUUGAUUGCCAAAUCAUUUUAGCUAUGAGGAAAAAUAAAUAUUGGUCAUAUUUAAUUGAUCUUUUCAAAAAAGAUACUGAAACUGAAGAUGAUCAAGAAGUACUACGUACACUCACAUGUCGUCAAAGAUUAUUGAGAAAGAUUUAUCCAUUAGGAUUUUUAUAUGAAUUAAAAAAUGUACUUCGUUUAGCAGUACCUAUUACUAUUUCAUCAAUGUUAACUUAUGCGAUUUCACCUGUUAGCAUGGCAUUCUGUGGUCAUUUAGGAAAAAUUCAAUUAGCCACAAUGGGUUUAGCUAUGUCAGUUUUUAGUGUUUGUGGUAUGUUUGUUAUUCUAGGAUUACUUUCUGCAUGUGAUACAUUAUUUUCACAAACAUUUGGAAGUAAAAUGAAAGAUAAAAUGAUUGUACAACUAUACAGAGCUGUUAUCGUGAUUUUACUCUGUUGUAUACCAUCAUGUGCUUUGUAUUUGAAUGCGGAACCAUUAUUAUUAUUACUUGGACAAAAUCCUUUAAUAGCAAAGGGAACUGGUGAAUUAUUACUUUAUCUGAUACCAGCAUUACUUUUCGGUGCACUUGGACAACUGUUGAUCAAGUUUGUACAAACUCAAAAUCAUGUGUAUGCUCCAUUAGUGAUUAUGAUUUUUGUGAAUGGUAUCAAUGCAUUCAUGCAUUAUCUAUUGAUUUAUAUAUUGAAUAUGGAUGUCAGCGCUUCACCAAUAUCUCAAGCAACAGCAUAUUGUUUUGAAGUGAUAUGCUUUAUUGGUUACAUUAGAUUUAUGGGUCAUUCAAAAGAUUUCAAUUUUAAAAUUACAAAAGAAAUUUGGGAAGAAUGGAAUAUAUGGUUUCGUUUAGCUAUACCUGGUUUAAUUAUGGUCAGUCUUGAAUGGACAAUUUAUGAAAUUGGCGGCUUCAUUGCUGGAACGUUGGGAGCACGUGAACUUGCAGCACAAACUAUUAUUCUGUCUAUUGGAUCUAUUAGUUACACUAUGCUUCCACUCGGUAUUGGUAGUGCAACAGGUAUACGUGUAGGACAGUAUCUUGGUGCUCAAAUCGCGAGAGGCCCUUAUUCUGCAUUCAAUGUAGCAAUGACAUUGGUUGGCUGUUGGGCUUUACCGUAUUUGGGAAUUUUGAUUGCUACAAGAAGAUCUUUACCAAGAAUUUUUACAUCUGAUGAGGGCGUCAUUGAAUUGGUAGCAGAAUUAAUGCCAAUUAUAGCUUAUUUUCAAAUUAUCGAUGGUGCAAAUGGUAUAUGUAGCGGUGUUCUGAAAGGAUCUGGUUUACAAUCCGUUGGAGCAAUUGUAAACAUAUUUUGUUUAUAUAUGCUUGCUGCACCACUUGGUAUUAGUUUAGUUUAUGUAGCUAACCUUCGAUUGACAGGUAUUUGGGUCGGUCUGGUAAGCGCUGCAACAUUACAAGUGUCUACAUUAUGCGUCAUAUGUUUCCGUUUGAAUUGGACAACACAAAUCAAACUGGCUUUAGAAAGAAUAAAAGUCGACAGGGAUUCAUCUGAAAUAGUUAUGAAAAAUCUAAAUGAACAUGCUGUGAUUGAGAUUGUGAACAAUGAUGAUGACAAUAAUAUUUCACAAAACAAUUGUCAAUUACACAAUUCAAAUAAAACAAAUCAUAAAUCAUUGAACAAUUCAACAACACUUCAACAAAAACAAUUAUUUAAUAAAAAUAUGUUAAGAAAUAGAAUUUUACUUAUUGUAAUUUUAUUUUUAAUUUUAAUCAUAAGUAUUUUAUGUCGAUUAUGCAUAAAUCUACCAAAUUAUUUUGGUAUUUAUUGUGUUUAUAAUAAUGAUACAUUUACACGAAUUACAAAUUAUACAAAUAUUAACAAUUGUACAGUGGUUAUUCCGUGAUAAUAUUGGGAAAAUUUGUUUGUUUGUUUUUGUUCAUUAAAACAAACAUUAUUAUUCGGCUUUUCGAUUUUUAUUGGUUUUUUUCUUGUGAAUUUAUUCAAAAAUUAUUUAAUUUAAAACUAAAGUGAUUACCAUUUAAAGUAGAUGUAAAACAAUAUUUAUCAAUAAUGAAAUAUUUUGUAGAAGAAAAAUAAACAUAAAAAAAC